UCAGUGACAAUGGUGUUGUUUCUGAUCGGGAUCUCCAUCGCCGUGAACAAUUCAUCUCAUGAGAACCAAACUGCAGAGAACCCCACCCACCAGGGGGAUCAUGUGCUCCCCUCCACUCUGGUCAUAUCCCUGCUUCUCAUCGUCGUCGUCCUGCUGACGAUCUACUGUCUGAGGUUCAAAAACCACAGGAAAGCUCUCGUUACCUCGGUGGAUAAAAAGAUUCCGAAUGGCUUCCUGGAGGAACAAGGAGAGCAGACAGUGGUCCUUCUCCCCCGGUCGCCCUCGCCCUCCAAGAGGUACUUCCCCAUCCCGCUGGACUCGCUGGAGGAGGAGUACCGGUUACGCUCCGCGGACGACGGCAAACUCUUCAGAGAAGAGUUCAAUUCGCUGCCGUGUUACUACCACCAUGGGUCCUUUGAGGAGGCGAGCCGAGAGCACAACAGAGAGAAAAACAGAUACCCAAACAUUUUACCAUACGAUCAUUCACGAGUGGUGAUGAGUCAUCUCGAUGGACAUCUGUGCUCUGACUACAUAAACGCAUCUUACAUAGACGGUUAUAAAGAGAAGAACAAGUUUAUUGCAGCACAAGGCCCAAAACUUGAGACGCUGUCCGACUUCUGGCGGAUGAUCUGGGAACAGAAAACAACAACGAUAGUGAUGCUGACGAAUCUGAAAGAAAGAAAAGAGGACAAAUGUUAUCAGUACUGGCCGGAGAAGGGCUGCUGGAUGUACGGGAACGUCCGGGUGGCGACGGAGGACGUGACGGUGCUGGUGGACUACACCAUCAGGAAGUUCUGUGUUCAGUAUCAGGGCAGCGACGGUCCCCGGGCGCCGCGGCUGGUCACCCAGCUCCACUUCACCAGCUGGCCAGACUUCGGGGUGCCGUUCUCGCCCAUAGGCAUGCUGAAGUUCCUCAAGAAGGUCAAGGCUGUCAAUCCGUCCUACGCCGGACCGAUUGUUGUGCACUGCAGUGCCGGGGUGGGGAGGACUGGGACGUUCAUUGUCAUCGACAGCAUGAUCGACAUGAUGCACAUGGACCAGAGGGUGGAUGUCUUCGGCUCCGUGAGCAGAAUCCGAGAGCAGCGCUGUCAACUCAUCCAGACAGAUAUGCAGUACUCCUUCAUCUACCAGGCUCUGCUGGAGUACUACCUGUACGGAGACACGGAGCUGGAUGUGUGCUCCCUGGAGGGCCAUCUGCAGAGGCUUCACAACACCAGGGCGCCCCACGACAGGCUGGGCCUGGAGGAGGAGUUCAGGAAGCUGACCAACGUUCGCAUAAUGAAGGAGAACAUGAGAACCGGGAACCUCCCCGCCAACAUGAAGAAGAACCGCGUGCUUCAAAUCAUCCCGUAUGAUUUCAACCGAGUAAUACUCUCAGUGAAAAGAGGACAGGAGUUCACCGACUACAUCAAUGCCUCCUUUAUUGAUGGCUACAGGCAGAAGGACUAUUUUAUCGCGACCCAGGGCCCCUUGUCUCACACGGUGGAGGACUUCUGGAGGAUGGUGUGGGAGUGGAGGUGCCAUUCGAUCGUUACGCUCACCGAACUCAAAGAGAGGGAGCAGGAGAAGUGCUUCCAGUACUGGCCAUCAGAGGGCAGUGUAACAUUUGGAGAUUAUUCCGUGGAGCUGACUGCUGAUACACAGUGUGAAACCUUCACGCUCAAAGACAUGGUGCUCACCUACAGACCAGAGAAGAGGUCACAGCACGUGCGACACUUCCACUUCCACGGCUGGCCUGAGAUCGGGAUCCCGGCCGAGGGACGAGGGAUGAUCGACAUCAUCGCGGCCGUGCAGAGGCAGCAGCAGCAGUCUGGAAACCGUCCCAUAAUCGUGCACUGCAGUGCCGGUGCGGGUCGGACCGGCACCUUCAUCGCCCUCAGCACGAUCCUGGAGAGGGUGAAGGCUGAAGGCCUCCUGGACGUCUUCCAGACAGUCAAGAGUUUACGCAUGCAGAGACCACACAUGGUUCAGACUGUGGAGCAAUACGACUACUGCUACAGAGUGGUGCAGGAUUUUGUUGACAUUUUCUCAGACUACGCCAAUUUUAAAUAGCAGCUGUCAGAUUUUGUUUAACGUAUAAUUUGGUCGGACUAACUUAUGCAAUUUUUUUCUGAAUGUUUUUUUCUACACCCAGCUUUCUUUUUCUUUUCUUUUUUACAUUUUGCACAGAUGUAAAAAAUUGUUGUACAAUACUGUAAUAUAACUGAAAACAUCUGCGCUUCAGGUGUCUCCUUCAGGAAUGUUUGAUCUUCAAGUAUAAUAAUGUAAAAAAUAGAAAAGAACAAUUUUACGAGUGUAAAUGCAACGUUGUUAGGGUCAAUAAAGUGUGUAAGAGGAUAUAGAGGAAAUACUCAAUUGUGUGUUGUUUAGAAACACAAUACACAAUUGAGUAUACUAAUGUUUUACUCGCUACCUAAUGUGUUGAUGUGUUGAAGAUUAGGGUAUUUAUUUCUUCUUUAUUAUUGACCACAAUGCCUUUGGUUUACAUGACUUAUUAUUACUUGUAUUUUAUGCUGCCACUGAAAAUAUUGGAUUGCCGUGAGGAAAAUAAAUUGUGUGUGUGAUAAGUCGGAUGAGCUGAUUAAUGCUGAGGGAUAUCCUGUCUGACAUGUGUGGAUAAUAUUUAUGAUUCAGUUUUUAGCUCUAACGAAAACAAAGAAGUCGUGAUAUAUCGCUUUCUGUUCGACCUCACUUCUGUCUGUGAAUAACUUAACAGCUGCUGCCUGUUGCAAUUUUAUUCAACUUCACCAACUUUCUUUUUUUAUUAUUUUCUUUUUGCCUGUGGCAAUAUUACUUAGUGGAUUCGGCGCCUGACGCUGCAAAAUGCAAUUAGCCCACAUUGGAACAGGCAGAAUAUGAUCCAUUAUGACAUGAAUCCAAUUGUGUCAUCCUUACAAAAGUUUUGCAGCCACGUAUCAAAUCCAUGCUUCCAAAAAUAUGAUGUGUAUAUAUAUAUAAAUAUUAACAAGCCAACUGUACACUUUUAAGUUUGCAUACAGCAGUGCCAUACUGAUUAGAAAACAGCUCUGAUCAUGAAAUACUUGUCACCAAGUGACACAAUUGUAAUAAGGAUAAGCCAGAUGUUUAUGUUUAAUUGAAAUAUUAUAGAUGCAUUUUUAAAAGGUGUAUUGUUUCUGAAUGUGGUCUCAUGUGUGAGGAUCAUUUCAUUGUUUUGUAAAUUCACUCCUCAAAAUAUUAUAUUAUAAGCAAUUGUACCAUAGUUUUAGUUUAGCUUGCAGAUGAGUGUAGGAAUCUGGGUGUAAAUGAAGCUGUUGAUAAUUGAUGCAGCUGAACCUUGUUCGUCCACAGGGACGGAGAUGAAAAGGACGGAGAUGAAAAAUCUCUGGGACAGUGAAAAAGUAUUGAAAUCAAGAACCAGUGCUCCGCCAAAAUAUGAAAUAUGCAUGCACAGGCAUUUGGACAUAUUUCGAAUGUGAUAGUAAGUCUUAGUUUCAUAUUUAAACACAGAAGACCCAACAUUUCUGCAAAAUCAAAAGCAUAUAUUUUUGCGAGGCUCCUGCUCAUUUCUUUGUAGAACACUAACAGGGAAGCCUGAAGUUUGGGUGAAUAACUUUCUACUGUGUUUCUACUGCCAUUAUUACAAAAGUCAUAAAAUGGGUUUAUGGCACGCUGAUCAUUUUGUUUAUUUAGUGUACAUAAAUUCCUGUUGUGGUCAUUAAUCAUCACUAAGGUUUACUGCAUUGUCGACUCCUUUUAAUGUACCGUCAUGCUGAAAGAAUAAGAAACAGUAAUAUUUGGCGACAGCCAGGCCUUGCAGCCGCUGUAACAUAAAUGCACAAGCAUCUUGUUUCAAUGAUGUUUCUGCCUUUCCAAUCUGUAUGGGUUUGAACGACUGUUUGUUUGCUAAGAGCUGAUACCAAUAAAUAAUAGAU
Messenger RNA from Platichthys flesus (European flounder), 3893 nucleotides. RefSeq names its product receptor-type tyrosine-protein phosphatase epsilon-like. Bases 10 to 2052 code for a protein of 680 amino acids. The record is from RefSeq and is a predicted model, not a curated record. The transcript has 19 exons. Gene Ontology annotation, molecular function: protein tyrosine phosphatase activity. Gene Ontology annotation, biological process: protein dephosphorylation. Lineage: Eukaryota; Metazoa; Chordata; Actinopteri; Pleuronectiformes; Pleuronectidae.